This is a messenger RNA of Adineta steineri, 1482 nucleotides long. The record is from the annotation of a GenBank genome assembly. NCBI's taxonomy places the organism in Eukaryota, Metazoa, Rotifera, Eurotatoria, Adinetida, Adinetidae.
AUGUUUAUUACAGGUUUAUUAGUGUUAGUGUUGACGAUAAUAAUUUGUAUAUUAAUACGAUAUUCGUCUAAAACGAAAACAUUUCCUGGUCCAAAACAUAUUAUUUCAUUACCAAAUUAUUUCUUCAAUACAAUACUUAAAAUAUCAAAUGAAAAAUUACGAAAAGUUUUUCUAAAUAUUUUCUUUCCUGAAUCAGCUCGAUUUGUUGAAUUAACAGUUCCAUUAGCUGCUCAAUAUUAUACAUCAAAAUAUGGUGAUAUAACUCAAAUAAAUUUAUUUAAUCAACCAACAAUAAUAAUAUCAAAUGCAGAUUUUGCUGAUCAUAUUUUAAGACGAAAUGGAAAAAAUUAUACAUUAAGAUUUGGUAAUGAAUUAGGUUUACAAUAUUUAGGCAUGGAAAAUAAAGGUAUUAUAUGGAAUAGAAAUGUUCAACGAUGGAAAUAUCAACGUUUAAAUUUUUUUCAAAAAGCUUUAAAUAGUAAAAUAUUAGAUGAUGCGAAAUAUAUUUCAACUGAUGCUGUUGAUUAUAUAUUAAAAUUUCUUGAUAAAUUUCAAAUUCAAUCAAAUAUAAUUGAUACAAUGGAUCUUUUACGUGCAAUGACAUUUACAAUAACAUGUCAUUUAUUUCUUGAUUUACCUGUUGGAACAAUUUCAAUUGAAAAAACAAAAUAUUAUGUUAAUUCAAUUGUUCAAUAUUUUAAAGCUUGGGAAUAUUUUUUAUUAAAACCAACUGAAUUUUAUAAAGAAAAUUUAACAAUUAAACAUAAACAAUCCAUUCAAAAAUUAAACGAAGUUGUUGAAGAAUUAAUUUCUAUACGUGAACAAAAUAAUAAUUGUUUAUUUAUAAAUUCAUUAUUUAAUGCUCUUCAAAAUAAUCAAAUAACAAAAGAAGAAAUGAAUCAAUGUAUUUUAGAAAUGUUAAUUGCUGGUACAGAUACAUCAUCUGUUACAAUGUUUUAUUUUCUUCUUGCAUUAUGUGAUAGAAAUGAAUUAGAAGAAAAUUUAAUAAAUGAAUUAAAACAAAAUUCUUAUACAAUUUUAACAAAUGGUUUAAAAGAAUCAAUGCGUUAUAAACCAGUUGGUCCUGUUAUUAUGAGAUGUGCUAUUAAGAAUGAUAUUUAUAAUAAUAUUCCUAUUCAACAAGGUACAAACAUAAUUAUUAAUUUAGUUGAUAUGCAUAGAAAAAAUGAAGAUUUUAUUUCACCAAAUGAAUUUAAUUUAAAUAAUGUUCAAGAUAAAGAUUUAUCAAAUACAAAUAAUGAAAAAAAUCCUUUUCUUCCAUUUGGUAUUGGACCAAAAGAAUGUGUUGGAAGGUGGUUAGCUAAAGUUGAAAUGGAAAUAAUUAUUGAAAAAUUAAUUUUAAAUUAUUCAUUUAAACGUGCUAAUGGAACAAAAACAUUAGAAGAAUUACAAACAAGAUGGGAUAUUGCACAACAACCAACUCAUCCGGGAUAUAUGUUUAUUAAAAAAAGAUUCGAAUAA